GGCGCACGCGGCACGACCAUGCGGCUGCUCGCGCUCUCCGCUCUGCUCCUGCUCUGCUCCAGCACAGGGCGCUCUCUGCAGAUCCAGUGUUAUCAGUGUGAAAUGACGCAGGACUGUGCUGCUCCAGAGUUCAUCGUAAACUGCACGGUCAACGUUCAGGACAUGUGCCAGAAAGAAGUCCUGGUCAUGGACGAUGGGACUCAUUACCGUAAGUCGUGUGCGUCGUCCGGAGCGUGCCUCAUCGCCUCGUCGGGAUACCAGCAGUUCUGUACGGGCAAACUCCACUCCGUGUGCAUCACCUGCUGCAACACACCCCUGUGCAACGGACCCAGGCAGAAGAAGCGCCCCCUGCUGUCCUCCGCCACCUCUUACGUCGCCUCGUACGCCGCCCUGUCCCGUACGUGGAUACUGCUGCUGUCGCUCACACUGAUACUGACGCUGAGAAUGUGCUGA
Molecule: messenger RNA, 453 nt
Organism: Periophthalmus magnuspinnatus
Lineage: Eukaryota; Metazoa; Chordata; Actinopteri; Gobiiformes; Gobiidae
Product: ly6/PLAUR domain-containing protein 1-like
Exons: 3
Coding region: 19-453 (144 amino acids)
Biological process (GO): acetylcholine receptor signaling pathway
Molecular function (GO): acetylcholine receptor inhibitor activity
Source: RefSeq, a predicted model, not a curated record